This is a messenger RNA of Amphibalanus amphitrite, 632 nucleotides long. RefSeq names its product glutamate receptor ionotropic, kainate 2-like. Lineage: Eukaryota; Metazoa; Arthropoda; Thecostraca; Balanomorpha; Balanidae. Bases 45 to 551 code for a protein of 168 amino acids. Gene Ontology annotation, molecular function: ligand-gated monoatomic ion channel activity. The transcript has 3 exons. The record is from RefSeq and is a predicted model, not a curated record. Gene Ontology annotation, cellular component: membrane.
CUGUGCGUCAGUUCGGACUGGCCGACUGUCAGCUCGCUACAUUUAUGGCGCUCACCGGACAGGGCUGGGCGGUGGCGCCCGACUCGCUGGCAGCGCGCACAGUGGCAAUCACCGCACGCUUUCUCGGUCUGAUGGUGACGUUUCUGUACACGGCCAACCUGAUCUCCUCAUUGACUGUGAGGGACCACCCCAAGCCCCUCACGUGCCUGGACGACUUCGCUCGUAGAACCGACUGGAAGUUCUCCACCUGGAAAGAAGCGCCGGCGUUCGAUGUGUGGAAGAAGAGCGACAAUCCGAGCGAGCGGCACCUGUACCAGAUGCGAGAGGCCGGCGACCAGUUCCUGGACAUCGACGGCAGCGAGGAGUCGCACCGGCAGUGUCUGCGACCGCGCGUGCUCUGCUACUACGACCUGCGCCACUACUUUAUCGCCACCGGAGCGGACGCGUGCGUGCUGCAGCCUCUGGAGCAACAGCGCCCCUCGGUCACCAACAACUACAUCGUGCUGCGGAAACGUCUCGGAACGCUCCGUCAGAGGGCCAACGCCGCGUGAGUGGCCGGGAGCGGAGGUGGUGAACGUCUGUGAGUGUCUGUGAGUGUCUGAGAGUGUCUGAGAGUGUCUGAGAGUGACCGU